CGGCUCCCCAUUGGCCCGCCGCCGCACCACGUGGCUCUGGGCCUUGACGUCACGGCUGCGGGGCUAAGCGGAGUGAGCGCCGCCGCUGGAGGAAACAUCCUCCCCGGAGUUCGAAGUGCGAACAGCCGCCGGCGAACCCCUGCUCCCCGCGUGGCUCCUGCUACCUGUCGCCUCCCCUUCCCUCCGUUCACGUGAGAAGCUUCCCUGCAGGUAACCAGGAGGUAAUGGACCAUUAAAGCGACUCCUCACCGGUUCCCUUCACAGCAACUUCUGCGCGAGCAGUCAAAAGCACCGCUGCUGUCACACCUCAGUCACAUCCUCAACACAAGCAGCAACCAUGGGCAAACAGAACAGCAAGCUCCGGCCUGACGUCAUGCAGGACCUGAUGGACAACACGGACUUCACCGAGCACGAGAUCACAGAGUGGUACAAGGGCUUCUUGAGGGACUGCCCCAGUGGUGCGCUGUCCAUGGAGGAGUUCAAGAAGAUCUACGCCAACUUCUUCCCUUAUGGAGACGCCUCCAAGUUCGCUGAACAUGUCUUCCGCACGUUUGACGCCAACGGAGAUGGGACUAUAGACUUCAGGGAGUUCAUCAUCGCCCUGAGUGUGACCUCACGUGGUCGACUGGACCAGAAGUUGAAGUGGGCAUUCAGCAUGUAUGACCUGGAUGGGAACGGAUACAUUAGCAAGGCAGAGAUGCUGGAGAUUGUAACGGCCAUUUACAAGAUGGUCUCUGCUGUGAUGAAGAUGCCUGAGGACGAGUCCACACCUGAGAAACGCACAGAUAAGAUCUUCAGGCAGAUGGACACAAAUCGAGAUGGUAAACUGUCUCUUGAGGAGUUUGUGGAGGGAGCGAAGAACGACCCCUCCAUUGUGCGACUGCUUCAGUGUGAUCCCAGCAGUGCUGGGCAGUAGACAACUGGACAUUUACCAUCCCAUUUUUUA
Molecule: messenger RNA, 946 nt
Organism: Paralichthys olivaceus (Japanese flounder)
Lineage: Eukaryota; Metazoa; Chordata; Actinopteri; Pleuronectiformes; Paralichthyidae
Gene: ncaldb
Product: neurocalcin delta b
Biological process (GO): calcium-mediated signaling
Molecular function (GO): actin binding; calcium ion binding; tubulin binding
Source: RefSeq, a predicted model, not a curated record